Messenger RNA from Psammomys obesus (fat sand rat), 1151 nucleotides. It is a transcript of the gene Ccdc28b, whose product is annotated as coiled-coil domain containing 28B. The record is from RefSeq and is a predicted model, not a curated record. The transcript is spliced from 6 exons. NCBI's taxonomy places the organism in Eukaryota, Metazoa, Chordata, Mammalia, Rodentia, Muridae. Bases 138 to 707 code for a protein of 189 amino acids.
CAACUCCAGCCAGCUUAGCUCCCACCAGCUCUGGUUCCCGGGAGGAGAGAGAAAACAGGGUGGAGGGAGAUUACAAAGAAGCACCAUUCCACACCCCAGACCCCAAACACCCAGGCCUGAGGUCCAACAAGCACCCAAUGGACGACAAAAAGAAGAAGCGGAGUCCUAAGCCCUGCCUGACCCAACCAGCACAGGCCUCGGGCACACUGCGCAGAGUUCCUGUGCCCACCAGCCACAGCGGUUCCUUGGCUCUGGGACUCCCUCAUCUGCCAUCGCCCAAGCAACGAGCCAAGUUCAAAAGAAUAGGCAAGGAGAAAUGCCGACCAGUUCUGGCUGGAGGUGGGGUCAGCUCCGCAGGCACGCCCCUGCAACAUUCCUUCCUGACGGAGGUGACAGACGUCUACGAGAUGGAGGGUGGACUGCUGAACCUGCUCAAUGAUUUUCAUUCAGGCCGACUGCAAGCCUUCGGGAAGGAAUGCUCCUUUGAGCAGCUGGAGCACGUGCGGGAGAUGCAGGAGAAGCUGGCCAGACUGCACUUCAGCCUGGACGUGUGUGGGGAGGAGGAGGACGAGGACGAGGAAGACGAUGGGGUAGCCGAGGGCUUGCCUGAGGAGCAGAAGAAGACGAUGGCUGACCGCAACCUGGACCAGCUGCUUAGCAAUCUAGAAGAUCUUAGCAAUUCCAUGUAUCCUUCCCAAGGGGCUUGAUGGGAAUUCACGUGUCUCUCAGUCCUGCUGACUCAGAAUUAGCCACAGACCGCCCCCACCUCAGAAGAGGAAUGUGGAAUUUCCCGAGUCCUAAGAGAAAAGUGCGUCAGGUGUGGUGGCCCAAAACUUUAACCCCAGUACCCAAAAGGCAGAGGCAAACAAACGGAUCCGUUGCGUUUGAGGCCAUCCAGAUCUGCACAGUGAGUUCUAGGAUAGGCAGGAUUUAACCCGACGGAAACAGGGCCACAAACGGCUGGGUGGAGGAGAGAAAAGUGCUUGCGGGGAGUAUGGUUUACACACUGAUACAGUAUCUUUUGGGGAGGGUUGUUUUGAGACAGAGUCACACAGUGUAAGCUGACACCAGCACAAGGCUUGUCUGAUGUUCUCCUACCCUUUACACACACACACACUCUCUGGGGUCUGAAGAGUCACAGUCCUUGACUG